Closterium sp. NIES-65 is the source of this 600-nucleotide messenger RNA. The record is from the annotation of a GenBank genome assembly. NCBI's taxonomy places the organism in Eukaryota, Viridiplantae, Streptophyta, Zygnematophyceae, Desmidiales, Closteriaceae.
AUGUGUGCGGACCUUUCCCGCCACGCGGAUGUUGAUGGUGUGUUCAUUCUUUCAGGUCCGAUCCCGGUGUUCAUGGGUAACGUUACUGGUAACAUCUACGUGCCGUUCGACUUCCGAUACGUGGUGCAAAACUUCUCUUCCGACUCGUACAACAUCACCAUCCCUCCGGGUGUGCAGACCUCCUUCUCCUUCCACUUCACGCCAGAGAGGUACCUUCAGCCGCGCGACUUCGGGCUGGCCCUCGCUGCAUUUUACAUCGUGGGCGACUCUCUCCACGCGUCUCUCCUCAUCAACCGCACAGUGGAGGUGCUGGAGCCGGUGGGGUACGUGAGCGGCGAGUCGGUGUUCCUCGUGCUGCUCGCCGCAGGGUUGCUCGCGCUGCUGGGCGUGUGGGCGUACGGGCAGGUCACCAAGAUGAACCAGGCUGCCAAGAUGAACCACGUUCGGUUGGAAGGGGUGAUGUGUGGGAUGUUAGGAUAUGUGAAGCUGGCAUGGGGGGAUUGGGGAGUGGGUGGGUGGAAGAGCCGGAGUGAUGGAUGGGUAUGUGGUCAGUGUGUGGUCGUACGGGCAUGUCGCCACGACGAACCAUCGCCGAUGUAA